Messenger RNA from Saprolegnia parasitica CBS 223.65, 441 nucleotides. RefSeq lists its product as hypothetical. The record is from RefSeq and is a predicted model, not a curated record. Bases 24 to 365 code for a protein of 113 amino acids. NCBI's taxonomy places the organism in Eukaryota, Oomycota, Saprolegniomycetes, Saprolegniales, Saprolegniaceae. The transcript has a single exon.
UUUCCCCCCAAGCAGCAACCAGUAUGGGCAGCGCCUCUUCGACGAUCGUGGCGACGACGGGCACGUGCAGCGGCAUCAUGAGCAACCCGCCUGUCACCGCUACUUCGUGCAAGGGCUCGUGGAACCCGUCCUCGGGGACCUGUACGAUCCAGCAGCCGUCGUUCACGUCUGGCAGCUGCUCUGGUGUGUGGGCGUGGGCGCCCAACUACGGUCCGUUCGGUGCUGCGUGCGCGUGUGUCAGCGGCGCGGGAUGUCCGUCGAGCAAGCUUUGCACCGGGUGUCUCAAGAACGGCGUCUGCUCGGGCGACUUCACGACCGCAUCCGAGUGCAACACGUUUGCGAACGCCAAGUGGUGCGGCGCGUAAGUGCAAUAGUGUCUAUCGUCGACGUGAUCAAGACAGACGUCCAUGUAAUUCUUCAAUGUACGACAUUUCCUCUGUA